AUGAGUCCUGGGCUCCUUGCCUGCCUUCUGGGGCUUCCUCCUGCUUCAGGGUCUCUCCCUCCGAAGCCUCCUCCUCCCCAGCACCCAGAGCAGUGGACCCACCAAGGGUGCUCCCUGCUGGCCGAGUGGGUGAAGUGGGCCGAGAAGCACCAGCAGUGCCAGCGGCUGAAGCUGAGCGACAUGCUCGCCAAGCCCCACCAGCAGCUCACCAAGUACCCGCUGCUGCUCAAGUUGGUGCUGAGGAAGAGGGAUGGGCCACGUGCCAAGGAGGCCAUCAUCAGCAUGAUCAGCUCCAUGGAGCGCUUCAUCCACCACGAGAAUGCGUGCAUGUGGCAGCGACAGGAGAGACAGCAGCUGGCGGCCAUGGUGAGCCGCAUGGACACCUAUGAGGUGGUGGAGGGUAGCAAUGACGAGGUGGACAAGCUCCUGAAGGAAUUUCUGCACCUGGGCCUGACCACGCCCAUCCCUGGUGCCUCCUCAGAGGAGACGUGUCAGCUGCUGUUGGAGAGCAGCCUGAGGAUGAAGGAGGGAAAGGACAGCAAGAUGGAUGUGUACUGCUUCCUCUUCACGGACCUGCUCUUAGUGACCAAGGCAGUGAAGAAGGCUGAGAGGACCAAGGUCAUCAGGCCACCACUGCUGGUGGACAAGAUCCUGUGCUGGGAGCUGCAGGACCCUGGCUCCUUCCUCCUCAUCUACCUGAACGAGUUCCGCAGCGCUGUGGGGGCCUACACGUUCCAGGCCAGUGGGCAGGCUCUGUGCAAGGGCUGGGUGGACUCCAUUUACAAUGCCCAGAACCAGUUGCAGCAGCUGCAUGUGCAGGAGCAUGCGGGCAGCCAGCAGCACCUACAGAGCCUGGAGGAGGAGGAGGAGCUGGAGGACCAGGAGGAAGACGAGAAGGAAGAGGAGGGUGGGGAGAGUAGCACUGUCGCCGCCAGCUCCCCCACCAUCCUGCGCAAAAGCAGCAACAGCCUGGACACCCAGCACUGCUCCUCAGAAGGCUCCACAGAGACCCUGGCCAUGGUGGUGCUGGAGCCCAGGGAAACGCUCUCCUCUCCCGAGUUCGAGGGCGGCCCCUUCAGCUCCCAGUUGGGCGAGAUGUUCCUCAGUACCACCGCCUCAUCUGUCACACCGCUCGGUGAACUGCUGGCCCUGGGCCCCGGGGAGGGCAGCUCCUGCUCCAUGGACUCCGCCUACCGCACCCUCUCCCCCACCUCCUUGCAAGACUUUGUGACCCCAGCCCCUAUGGUGGAGCCAGUGCCCCGGCCCCUAGAUUUACCACAGGCCCCUUCACCCCCGCCCUUGCCUCGCCUCCGCCGCCGGCGCACCCCUGUGCUGCUGCUGCCCCGCCUGACCCACCUGCUCAAGUCCAAAUCUGAGGCCAGCCUCCUGCAGCUGCUGGCAGGGGCUGCCACCCAGGGGGCGCUCUCAGGCCCCAGUCGCUGCCUGUCAGAACUCUGCUUGGCUGCCAUAGCCACUGGCACUAGGACUUGGGGCUCCCCUCAAGAAGCUGGGCCCCACUGGAAUUACGGGGGCUCACCAAGCCCUGGCAGUGGCUCCUAGCUAUCAGAGAUGGAGGGCAGGACCACCUGCCUGGCAGGGGAACCCGAAGGGCCCGCCAGGAGGGGCAGAGAGCUGCCCUCAGGGACCUCCCCCAGGGUCCAGCCUGAGCACAUGCUGGAUCUUGGAGAAUUUUCCCUGCAGCAGCUGAGUGUCGUCAAUGAGGAGAUAUGUCUUAAACAAGAGCGCUCUCCCAUGAUGGUAUUCAAGAUCCCGAGGGGAAAUGGGCCUUCACUGGAGAUGCAAUUGGAGAAGGACAGUAAGGAUUUCCCAGCUCAGUAG
Messenger RNA from Myotis davidii, 1839 nucleotides. Its product is annotated as pleckstrin homology domain-containing family G member 5-like. Gene Ontology annotation, molecular function: guanyl-nucleotide exchange factor activity. NCBI's taxonomy places the organism in Eukaryota, Metazoa, Chordata, Mammalia, Chiroptera, Vespertilionidae. Gene Ontology annotation, biological process: Rho protein signal transduction; endothelial cell migration. Gene Ontology annotation, cellular component: plasma membrane; axon; endocytic vesicle. The record is from RefSeq and is a predicted model, not a curated record.